Artibeus jamaicensis (Jamaican fruit-eating bat) is the source of this 5418-nucleotide messenger RNA. It is a transcript of the gene POU3F3, whose product is annotated as POU class 3 homeobox 3. The transcript has a single exon. Gene Ontology annotation, cellular component: nucleus. The coding region runs from base 47 to 1516 and encodes 489 amino acids. The record is from RefSeq and is a predicted model, not a curated record. NCBI's taxonomy places the organism in Eukaryota, Metazoa, Chordata, Mammalia, Chiroptera, Phyllostomidae. Gene Ontology annotation, biological process: brain development; regulation of transcription by RNA polymerase II. Gene Ontology annotation, molecular function: DNA-binding transcription factor activity, RNA polymerase II-specific; RNA polymerase II cis-regulatory region sequence-specific DNA binding.
UGCGGCGGCGGUGGUGGCGGCUGUGGGGUGGCGGGAGAGGAGCGGCAUGGCCACGGCGGCUUCUAACCCCUACCUGCCGGGGAACAGCCUGCUGGCGGCCGGCUCCAUUGUACACACGGACGCGGCGGGGGCCGGUGGCGGUGGGGGCGGGGGAGGCGGCGGCGGCACGGGUGGCGGAGGGGGAGGCCUGCAGCCCGGCAGUGCGGCUGUGACCUCCGGUGCUUACCGAGGGGACCCAUCCUCAGUCAAGAUGGUCCAGAGCGACUUCAUGCAGGGGGCCAUGGCUGCCAGCAACGGCGGCCAUAUGCUCAGCCACGCGCACCAGUGGGUCACGGCCCUGCCCCACGCUGCCGCCGCGGCCGCAGCCGCCGCUGCCGCCGCGGUGGAGGCGAGCUCGCCUUGGUCCGGCAGCGCCGUGGGCAUGGCCGGCAGUCCCCAGCAGCCGCCGCCGCCGCCGCAGGGCCCCGACGUGAAAGGAGGCGCCGGGCGCGACGACCUGCACGCGGGCACCGCGCUGCACCACCGCGGGCCACCGCACCUUGGGCCCCCGCCGCCUCCGCCGCCGCACCAGGGCCACCCUGGGGGGUGGGGGGCCGCCGCUGCAGCAGCAGCCGCUGCUGCCGCUGCCGCCGCGGCGCACCUCCCGUCCAUGGCGGGGAGCCAGCAGCCACCGCCGCAGGGCCUGCUGUACUCGCAGCCCGGGGGCUUCACGGUGAACGGCAUGCUGAGCGCACCUCCUGGGCCCGGUGGCGGCGGCGGCGGGGCGGGUGGCGGGGCGCAGAGCCUGGUGCACCCAGGGCUGGUGCGCGGGGACACGCCGGAGCUGGCGGAACACCACCACCACCACCACCACCACCCGCACCCGCCACACCCGCACCACGCGCAGGGCCCGCCACACCACACUGGUGGCGGUGCUGGGCCAGGACUCAACAGCCACGACCCUCAUUCCGACGAGGACACGCCAACGUCGGACGAUUUGGAGCAGUUCGCCAAGCAGUUCAAGCAGCGGCGCAUCAAGCUGGGCUUCACACAGGCCGACGUAGGGUUGGCGCUGGGCACGCUGUACGGCAACGUGUUCUCGCAGACCACCAUCUGCCGCUUCGAGGCCCUGCAGCUGAGUUUCAAGAACAUGUGCAAGCUCAAGCCGCUGCUGAACAAGUGGCUGGAGGAGGCGGACUCGAGCACCGGCAGCCCCACCAGCAUCGACAAGAUUGCGGCGCAGGGCCGCAAGCGCAAGAAGCGGACCUCCAUCGAGGUGAGCGUCAAGGGCGCGCUCGAGAGCCACUUCCUCAAGUGUCCCAAGCCCUCAGCGCAGGAGAUCACCAACCUGGCCGACAGCCUGCAGCUCGAGAAGGAGGUCGUGCGUGUUUGGUUCUGCAACCGACGCCAAAAGGAGAAGCGCAUGACGCCACCAGGUAUCCAACAGCAGACUCCCGACGACGUCUACUCGCAAGUGGGCACUGUGAGCGCCGACACGCCGCCGCCACACCACGGACUGCAGACGAGCGUGCAGUGAGGGCCAGGGACGCAGCUGCCGCCUGCGCAGUCGCUGCCACCGCCACCGCCCGCGCCUACCCUGCACCGCACCCGGACUGCCCCAGGCCCGGGGGUCCGCCAUCCUGCCCUGUACCCAAAGACAGGCUUGCCCACCCUUUGGAAAAAAAAGGAGAGAGACCGAAGAGAUGUUUUUUGAAGCCCAAGGAAGGAGGGGCAAAACAAACAAAAAAGCAUAAUAAAUACCCAGACGGUUUUACAUAUAUACACAACAAACAAAACCAGAAGAGAGGAGGGCGAUUGUGAGAUCUCAUUUAUACUGUGGUGGUGUUUCAUUUUUUGUUCUUGAUUUUGUUUUCAAAGAAGAGUGAAAAUGCCAGCGCACCAAAACUGCACUCGUGGAGUUCUGCGCACGCUGAGAAGUCCCACACAGCGACGGUGGACAGGACCUAGCACCUGCCUUUUCCUCUCCUCUUAAAAAAAAAAAAAAAAAAGAUAAAGUACCCGUCUCUCCCAACCCCUCCCUCCAAAGGGCUGUUUAAAGUGAUCCACCGGUACCUUGUUUACUGGAAGCGAUUUGAAAGAAAGCAGAGGCACCGGGUUCAAUCAGGGAUGACUCUGCUCCGGGACCCGGUUCUUCUUAGCCAUAUUAAAGUCAUCUGGGGACACAUAAACUGACUAUGAAAUGGGAAGGAGAAAAAAAAAACAGUCUCCAGCAAAAAUAAUAUUCACAGCUUCCGAAAUUAACAAACCGAAGAGCAAUGCCAAAAGAAAAAGAAUACGCUUCAUCCACAUAACCUCGGGAAUAAAAGCAUCACGAAAGAGCCGAGGGACCAGCGAGGGCGAAGGGGACAUCUGCUCCUCCGUCAAGGAGUAGGAGAGCCCGGCGGAGCGGGGGUGCGGGCGGGCAGACUGGGCGUGGAGUGAGGCCUGGCCAGCAACCGCGACUGCAGUGGCCGCCCCUCAGGUGGACGAUGCCUAAAGAUUCCACCGCUAAUAUUUUUUUUAUUAAUAUUUUUAUUUUUUGUUUCUGGACUGACUCAGAUAAAGGGAUUUGGAAGGACUGAGCACCAGCCGCUGCCCUUCUUGGACUUCACUCCUCAAUCCGUUGCCAACUUUGAUUGAAUGGGUGCUGUGGAUGUGAUUAUAGAAUACUGCCAUUUCCAAGCAGUGUUUUUGGUAGGUUUUAAUAAACAGACUUUUCAAAAGACGGCAAUAUAGAAUUGUUAGAUCCGUUGUUGAUCUAAAAAUAUUUGCUUUAUAUUUUCAUUAAAUGACUUCUUUUAAUAUUUUAUUCAGAAUACUUAUGAACUGCUGCAAAACGGUAAUUUAUUUUUCCCCAGAUCUUGUAUUACGUGUUUUUUUCAGACGAGCACAAAUCAAAAUGAAAUGAAAAUAUGGACAGUUGUUAGGUAAUAAGGGUAUCUUUUGAUGUGAUCAUUUGAUUGUAAUUUAAUUUGAGUAGUGAUUCCGUAAGAGCUGAUCGAGAAAAUAAAUUUGUUAGAAUGAAAUAGCCUGUGUCUGAUGCAUAAACACUGUGUGGGAAUAAAAUAGUUCUUUAGAAAAUAUUUUUUUACUAAUGCAUAUCCUUAAGUGACAGCAUUGAGGAAGUAGAGCAGAGCUUGCUGUACCUGAGGCAGAUUUGGAAAUCUAAAGGACAAACAUGACAGAAACUGCUAGUACUUUAAUUUUAACUUAGUAGUCACUCCUUGAUAAGCUAUAAAUUUCACAAUAUUUUUCUUUCCCUUAAUUUCAGUGGGCAUUUUUAGUGUUUUUGUCCUUUCCUUGGAGAUACUUGGGUCCUUUUCAUCUUUAUUGCACUGGACUAUGUCAUCACCAGUAAAAAAUAUGCCAACUGAUUAUUAAUAGUUAAUACAGAGCCCCCCCCCUUCCCAAAGUCUGGCCUCUAUUCUCUCUCCUCCCCACCAUAUUGCUAUAUUUCUUUCCUCUUUUUCUAAAGACUAAUAGUUGUGAAGACUAGCUCACAAGUCUAUAACAUUUUGUAUCAAUUACUUGUCAUUGAUAACUGUGUAAUUAAGUUUAAAUUAUUAAGCCAUUUUGGGUUUGGUUUUGUUUUGUUUUUCCUGUAAUGAAAGAAUGCAGUUCUGAAAUCCUGACGUGGCCCACACUGCCUCGCCCUGAGUGGGAACACCAGUGGGACAGGAGGUUCUACAGUUCUGUGUUUUGGUCUUUCCCCAGUGUGUUUCUAUGUCUGCCUUACUGGCUCUGGUGGUUGGGGGUGGGGGGACCUUUUUGAAUCACUCUCCUGAUACAUCCUGUAGAGUGGUCACAUUUAUCACAUUAAAGUAUCAAUAUUUACAAUGGUGGGGGUGAAAGUGCGAUGUCUCAGGUUGUGAGUACUAAAGACGGAAGAGGUUCUGCUUAGCUAAGUCCUUUCAUAUUGGACUUUUAAAAAGUAUUUGGGGGUGAUAAACCUGUGAUUUUUAUAGAAUAAUUUUCCUCAUUUAGCUGUCACUCACUUUUGCCUUCCUUCUCUCAUCUUCACUUCCUCUCCCUAAGAUAUCAGUGCAGGGGUUAAAAAACCCGGAAAACUGUGAGAGCAACAAGGAACAGUUAUUUCUUCCAGGCAGACCCUUUGUCACUUUCAUAAAUCAAGCCCAGCCAGAUGGCCGUGUUUUGGGUUGCAUUAUUUUAAACACCAAAUCGUACUAAACAUCACAAUCAUUUUGAUUUGUGAAAUCUGAAAAAGGCCAUAUUUAUUAAACAGAAAAAGGAAAAAAUGAAAACAAGAAACCACAAUUUACUUUCCUUAGCUUUCCUGUUUUCUCAUUUCUCUUGCUAUUGUAAUCUCUCUGCCCAGUGAAUUUACAACCUGGAGUUGGGAGUCGCAAACUUCAUCAUCCUUGAGGGUGUACAGGGGCAAGCAAAGAAGGAUUAUUGGAAAGCUGAGGGUUGGGUGUGGUUGUUUUCCUACAUUGGAUACUACUGGCACGUGAGAUGAAAUCCUGUUUUCCCCACAGCAUUAGUAGUGGUUGAUUAGAUGGUGGGUCUAGUUAAAAUUUUAGGAGCUAUUUGCUUACUUUAUUUGGCUGACAACAAAAGAACUGCCAUUAGAUUUCACACUGCUUUCUAUUAAAAGUCGACCUUUGCUGAUUACUUUGGAAGAAGCCCUGAUUUAGGGGUAACAGAAACUUUUAACGGGAGAAGCUGGGAAAGCAAGACCAUUUUAUUUCAUUCUUUUACAUCUUUUUUUAAGUGAGCUAAUGCUGGCAUUUUGUAUUUUGAAAAUCAACCCUUUGAAUGUAUUAACAAAAUGAAAUUUAUGGUUGAAAAACAAAAGAGCAGAUAGAACUGAGAGGUUUUGUGUUAAGGCUUAUAUUGUUACUAACAUAAAUAAUGAAAAUAUUGUUAUAUAUCACCAGAUCUCUUUAAUGAAUUUGGUCAUUGUGUUCCUUCGCAGAGCAAGUGUCUUGUGCUUCAUAAAGUGCCCAUUUGUUUCCCCCACUUCAACCCACCCCCUCCUCCACUUCCAACCCAAAGGAAAGUGACAAAGUUCUGUCCCACCGAUCUGGCCAAUUCCAAACCAGGCCCAUUUAUACUUUGGAGUCUCCUGUGGCUCCUGAUGUGUUGUCCAAGCCUCAAUCACCUCAUUCCCCCAACCAUCUUCUCCCGAAAAGUCUGGGCAAUAAAUCAUUCAAGGUGUAUUUAAAAUAGUAGCUUUGCUGUCAUUGCUCUGCCUUUUUUAAGUACUGAGGUAAGGACUACUUCUUUGUUCCAAAAUAGAACUGUUCAUUUUUUAUCUUAGAGAGUCCCUCUGCUUCCCUAUAGCCUCCAAUAGUUGCUCAUUACCAUGCUCAUAAUGUUUUGUAUGAAUGGUUUUCAACAUUCAGAGAAUUGGUUCUAAUAUUAAAUGCAGUAUAUACUAUUGGUAGUUUAUCAAUAAGUGUAAUAUUUUAAAUAAUU